AUGCAAGAAAAUCCAACUAAAAGUAGAGGUGAUGUUGAUGUCAACUUAGACCCUGAAUAUGUGCAACUCAAGAAGAAAGAGUUCCAGUGCAAGCAAUGUGAAAAGUGUUUUACUCGGUCCGUUGAUCUAAAAAGACACAUGCUGACACAUACAGAGUUUAAGCCAUUUCAGUGCAACCAAUGCGGGGAAGGUUUUACUCAUUCUAGCAAUCUAAAACAGCACAUGGUUAAACAUCCAGGGGUGAAGCCAUUUCAGUGCAAGCAAUGCGGGAAAGGUUUUAAUCAGUCUAGCCAUCUAAAACAGCACAUGCUUACACAUACAGGACUGAAGCCCUUUCAGUGCAAGCAAUGCGAGAAGUGUUUUAAUCACUCUUGUAAUCUGAAACAGCACAUGUUUAUACAUGCAGGUUCGAAGCCAUUUCAAUGCAAGCAAUGCGCAAAAUGUUUUACACAGUCUAGUACUCUAAAAUCACACAUGCUUAUACAUACAGGACUGAAGCCCUUUCAGUGCAAGCAAUGCGAGAAGUGUUUUAAUCACUCUGGUACUUUAAAACAGCACAUGGUUAUACAUGCAGAUUCGAAGCCAUUUCAGUGCAAGCAAUGCGCGAAAAGUUUUACUCAAUCUGUUAAUCUAAAAACGCACAUGCUUACACAUACAGGGUUGAAGCCAUUUCAGUGCAAGCAAUGCGCGAAAUGUUUUACUCAAUCUGGUAGACUAAAAACGCACAUGCUUAUACAUGCAGGUUCGAAGCCAUUUCAGUGCAAGCAAUGCGCGAAAUGUUUUACACAGUCUAGUAGUCUAAAAACACACAUGAUUACACAUACAGGACUGAAGCCCUUUCAGUGCAAGCAAUGCGAGAAGUGUUUUAAUCACUCUGGUAAUCUAAAACAGCACAUGCUUAUACAUGCAGGUUCGAAGCCAUUUCAAUGCAAGCAAUGCGCAAAAUGUUUUACUCAGUCUGGUAGUCUAAAAAAGCACAUGCUUACACAUACAGGGUUGAAGCCUUUUCAGUGCAAGCAAUGCGCGAAAUGUUUUAAUCAGUCUAGUAAUCUCAAGCAGCACAUGCGUACACAUACAAGGUUGAAGUUAUACCAAUACAAGCGACAUGGUAAUUUAAAAAAUCUUAUUUGUACACGUACAAGGAUGAAGCCAUUUCAAUGCAAACAAUGCGAUAAGUGUUUUACCCAUUCACGCGAUCUAGAAGAACACUUGCAGACGCCUUUUGGUCAACGUAUGAAGAAUGCAGAGCAGAUGAAAAUUGGAUUAGUUGUGGUGUUAAAAUGUCUGAAAACUAGACUGGAGAGAAAUGCAAGUGAGAUUAGUAAAUUGAGGCAAGGAACAGAGACAUUCAGAAUGUGCUUUCUUUCUAGAAAUGAGAAGACAUUAAAAAGACACGAGAUUAAGUUGAGCUAUGAAAUAGUUAAGCUCGAUCAAAAAACUGCUGAAUUUGAGAGCACAGAAACCUUCAGGCAUUUGUUACUUUUUUAA
Messenger RNA from Saccoglossus kowalevskii, 1488 nucleotides. RefSeq names its product zinc finger protein 135-like. The record is from RefSeq and is a predicted model, not a curated record. NCBI's taxonomy places the organism in Eukaryota, Metazoa, Hemichordata, Enteropneusta, Harrimaniidae.